Saprolegnia parasitica CBS 223.65 is the source of this 1241-nucleotide messenger RNA. RefSeq lists its product as hypothetical. The record is from RefSeq and is a predicted model, not a curated record. Lineage: Eukaryota; Oomycota; Saprolegniomycetes; Saprolegniales; Saprolegniaceae. The transcript has a single exon. Bases 60 to 1241 code for a protein of 393 amino acids.
GGCGGUUCUAGAUCUUGGCGUGAGUAACGCGUCGCCAAGACCGCUAAUAAUCCAAGAGCAUGGGCGCGCUGUGCCAGAAGGAGGCCGCGCACGACGUCGCCGCGCCCAGCGCCCGGACGCUGCAUGUGAUCCUCGUCUACUCCAACCCGCAAGGCUUUGCGAGCCGGCGGCGGCUCCUGCUGCAAACGCACCGCCACCUGCUGGCGCUGCAGGCGGCGCUCCGCGGCCAGGACUCGCUCGAGAUUGCCGUGGCCCAGAUCGCGUACGAUAGCCUCGACUUUGUGAGCUUGGACGUGAUCGGGCAGUACGAUCUCAACCUGCGGACGCCGUCCGUGAAUGCGAUCUGGAGCAAAGAGAACCUCAUCAACCUCUCGGUGCGCAACAUCCUCCAGCGCACGGCCCACUGCGCCGAGUACUUUGCGUACGUCGACGCCGACAUUACGUUCGAGAGCCCGCACGUGGUGAGCGACACGCUCGACCGACUGCACCCGCACGCGAUGCUACAGCUCUUCGAGACCGCAACGCUUGAGAACCCGACGCCGAUUGUCGUCAAGGGCUUUGGGUACCAGUACCACAUGAACAACAAGCUCGCGUCCGCGCUCAAGAACGUCGCGAACGACCACGAAGAGUACUGGCACCCGGGCUUUGCGUGGGCGCUGCACCGCGAUGUCUUCCUUGCCACGGGCGGUCUCAUCGAGCGCUCGUACGGCUCGGCGGACCGCCAUAUGGCCAUGGCGAUCCUCGGCCGCGCCCAAGACUCGAUCCCGUCCAACUGCAACGUCGCGCCCGCGUACUCGCAGAUGAUUUUGGACUGGCAAGCUGUCGCGACCGAGUACGGCGUGCAGCUGGGCUAUGUCCCGGGGUCCAUCUUCCAUAGCUGGCACGGGUCGCUCGUGAACCGCCAGUACAUGGGCCGGUGGCACACACUCACCAAGCACCAAUUUGACCCGUUCGAACACCUUCACGUGAGUCCCGAGACAGGGCUUCUCGAGUGGUCGGCCGCGGCAUCGUUCGAGCUUCGCGACGAAGUGGCCAUGUACUUUUCCAACCGCGACGAAGACGAGCCGAUGCCAGCUGCGGAAUGCAAGGCUACCAAAGAUAAGACGUCGUCCGAUUCAGUGACGAACGACUCGAGCGACAUCACCGUCUCGGUGCCCUACAACGCUCAGCAGCAGCAGCAGCAGCGACGACGAGACGGGGCACCACCACCACCACGACGAGGAUGGUCAUCACCACCAUGA